Molecule: messenger RNA, 1888 nt
Organism: Biomphalaria glabrata
Lineage: Eukaryota; Metazoa; Mollusca; Gastropoda; Planorbidae
Exons: 3
Coding region: 151-1752 (533 amino acids)
Molecular function (GO): GTP binding
Source: RefSeq, a predicted model, not a curated record
AAUUUAACUAUUAUUACAUUAGUAAUCAAACCUGAUGACAUUAGGUUCAGCGAAACUUUCUGUUUCUCUGUAGAUAUAAGCUGAAUUGACAUUACUGUCUGACCACAAGUGAUUUUCUUUUUUGUGAGUGAAGGCUAACAAAUAAGUCAAAUGUCUUUCAUACCUAAGGAAAUAUCUAAUAUAGAUGUACUUCUACUUGGAAAGACGGGUCACGGUAAAAGUGCCACAGGUAAUUCCAUCUUAGGUCGUACUGUUUUUCAUUCGUCACCUAGCACAUCGUCAGUGACAACGGAAGUACAGUUUGAAGUCAGGAGAUACCAAGAAACUAUCAUCAAAGUGGUGGACACGCCUGGGGUGGCGGACACGUCAAGUAUUGAGGACGACAACGAAAGAAAAGAACUUCUAAUGAAAGAAAUGAAGGAUGCAGUCAUUUUAAACCCCGAGGGCUAUCACGCUUUUCUUGUGGUGUACAAAUAUAACACCAGAUUCACCAAAGAAGAAUAUGACUCAGUCCUGCAGUUGAAAGAAAUAUUUGGUAAAAAUAUCGUUCGAGAUUACUGCAUACUGACAAUAACUCAAGGGGAUGAAUUUAGAAGAAACUAUCCUGGGAAAACUAUCCAAGAAUGGCUAAAAGAACAAAAAGAUGCAUUCAAAGAUCUUCUGAAAGAAUGUGACUUUAGAGCAAUUAUGCUUGACAAUAUGACAGAUGAUGAAAAUAUUAAAAACUCACAAAUAGAGGAUUUGAUUCAAAUGAUUCGUUCCCUUAACAAUAAUGGAAGGCGAUAUACAGAUCAUUACUUCAAGGAAGCCGAACAGAUCCGGGAAAGAAUAUUGCGACAGGAAAAAAUGAUAUCCCCUGAAAAUCUCAUAGAGAUUAGUCUGAUUUUAGAAGAGGUAAGACUAAUCAUAGAUUCUCAAGAAAACUUAGAGCCGUCAGAAGAGAUAGUUGGGCGCAUUUCUUACUUGAAAAAGAUGUUUCAAAGAUCAAACGCCGAGGAGUCAGAAAAAGCAUCGAUGCUCGUAUCAAAAAUAGAAACAUCUAUACUUUCACUGUUUAAAGACAUGAAGAAUCUUGAAGAGGAAAAUAAAACAAAUAAAAAGAGUUUUGAUUACGAGUCUAAUCAACUAUACUUGCGUAUUUCAGCGUAUAACAUCCAAAAUUCUGCAUACUCCGAACUUAUGGAGAAAAUUAAUGAAAAGCUUGGCAAACUCCAAAAAAAAGAAGAAUCUUUCAAAAGGGCAAUUGAAAACGAGCGUAAUAAGAAACUCAUUGAGUUCGAACACAAACUUAUCAAAAGAAAGAGCACCCUAGAAAAACUUAUAGAAAGUCAAGAAGGUGAAAGUGAUUUAAAGGUAGAAGAAAGAGAUGAACCCCACAAAACUAAACAGAUUGACCAACUGUCCAAAGAAAUAGCUAAAAUUGAGUAUGAUAUUAUGCAUCUUGAUAUAACUUUACAAAAAAACUACAUGGAUAAAAUGAAAAGCAUGAUAAGUAAAGAAAAAGAUUUAAGAGACAAAUACAAGGCUAAACAGAAGGAUGUCGUGGAGAAAAGAGAAGAGUUAGAAAGAACGAUAACUCAGGACUUUGUGUUUAAAAGAGUUAUAGAUGAAGGGAAAGCGUUAAGACUUAAGGAAAUUGAAUUAACAGAAAAACUUAGAGCUGAACUUUUGGAACAUUUUGUAGAAUACAAUAAUCUAAAGAAGUCAAACACACUCAAAUUUUCACAAAAUUUUAAAUGUACAUUUUUGUAGAACGUCCGUUUAUUUUCACAAUAUUUAAAAAGAAAAGUGUUGUUGUUUUUUUUCUUCUAAUAAAUACAACGUUGUAAUUAAGUAAUUGGAGUAGCGAUUCAAUUCAAAAUGUAAAAAUAAAGUUCAUAAAAACAAA